AUGUCUUCCAGAUUUUAUAGAUAUUCCAACAUUGGCCAGCUUCUAGAUGUAUCAAGCCUACCAAUGAUAUCCAAGCGCACCUUUCUCAAAACCUCUCUCAAGUUGACGUGUAUUCACGAUUGCGUACCUAAGUGUCUCAUGCUUAGAGACUUCAAAAAGACGGAAGAUUAUCCGUUGGCCCUGGGACAUUUUGGCGAGCUGUGGAAAGGAGAGGUCGAGGGAAUGGAAGUGGCUGUCAAACGAGCGAGGAUAUUCACAAGUGACAGUAAUAAAAAAGUCCUGCAGCAGUGCGAUCAUCCCAAUGUUCUACCUUUCUACGGCAUAUAUCGCGAUUCUGCUCCUUCUACCUAUUGUCUCGUGUCACCAUUCAUGGUCAACGGAUCUCUUCGUCAAUAUAUGACCAAAACUGAUGAUCCUGAUCGACACAAACUCAUAAGAACUGACCGUUUUCUCAUUUAUAUCAAUAUUCUGAUAAAUAAGCAGGCUCUAGACAUUACGCGUGGUAUGGAUUACCUGCACACGCUGUCCAUCGUUCAUGGCGACCUCAAAGGGGAUAACGUAUUAAUCACCGGUGACGGUAGAGCAGUUAUCGCUGACUUUGGUAUAUCUUUUGUGAUGGGUGUCACAACUUUUGCGACGUCGUCGUCGUCGUCGCGCAGGGGUGGUACUGUAAGAUGGCAAGCACCAGAAGUCCUCAACGGUAGUCCGAAUAGCUUUCCAGCUGAUGUAUAUUCACUUGCGUGUGUAUAUUUUGAGGUACGUGUUUUCAGGCGAGCCGCUUUUAAUGAAUUGUGCUUUCUAACUAUGUCUAAGGUGUUUGAUGGGUCAAUACCUUGGAGCGGCCUCAGUGAUGGCGCGGUUGUCAUGCAUGUCACUAUCCACAAGAGGUGUCCUCCAUAUCCUAAGCACCUGGGGUCAACCGGGCAUGCUGAGUUGUGGUGGGAAGUCAUGACUAAGUGUUGGGCUCACGAACCUCAGGAUCGGCCGACUCUUCUACGUGUCAUGGCGUCUCUGCACGGGACAGAUAAUAUGCCAAUGGCAGAGUCGAAAUGGGAUAGAUCUGUCCCAGCACUUCAUAAUCGUUCGUUAGCCCAGGGGAAGUUAGUCAUUCCUUUGGGCCUCCCUCAGUUGUUUAAACUUUAGGGUCUUGCCGUUGUCUGAAAUCCUAUCGUGACGCUUCUGUAAGUUCUGUUUACAACUGAACGGAUUCACGCACCAUUUCUAUCUGUUGGAAUUCUCUUUGCACUGUGGAUUAUCCUAUUGGGGACGAAGAAAAAUACAAGCAUCGGGCGCGGAAGGAGUUUAUGAAAGCUUUCACUAGUCUGGAUGCCAUAGCUCUCAACUUAAGGUACCCAGUUAUAAUCGCAUCGAUUAGAAUUUCGUUCCGGAUAAAUACAUAUGUUAUAUAGACUUGAGCGUAGGUUGACCGGACCACUCAAGUCACUACUGUACCAUUACAAACCGC
This is a messenger RNA of Desarmillaria tabescens, 1465 nucleotides long. Its product is annotated as kinase-like domain-containing protein. Gene Ontology annotation, molecular function: ATP binding; protein kinase activity. Bases 1 to 1143 code for a protein of 380 amino acids. Gene Ontology annotation, biological process: signal transduction; protein phosphorylation. The transcript has 3 exons. NCBI's taxonomy places the organism in Eukaryota, Fungi, Basidiomycota, Agaricomycetes, Agaricales, Physalacriaceae. Gene Ontology annotation, cellular component: cytoplasm. The record is from RefSeq and is a predicted model, not a curated record.